Diuraphis noxia (Russian wheat aphid) is the source of this 327-nucleotide messenger RNA. It is a transcript of the gene CalpA, whose product is annotated as calpain A. The record is from RefSeq and is a predicted model, not a curated record. Gene Ontology annotation, biological process: proteolysis. Gene Ontology annotation, cellular component: cytoplasm. Gene Ontology annotation, molecular function: calcium ion binding; calcium-dependent cysteine-type endopeptidase activity. NCBI's taxonomy places the organism in Eukaryota, Metazoa, Arthropoda, Insecta, Hemiptera, Aphididae.
GAGAUCGCAAGCAAUCCUCAAUUAUUUAUUGAAGGGGCUUCAAGAUUUGAUGUACAACAAGGAGAAUUGGGUGACUGUUGGUUGUUAGCUGCAGUUGCUAAUUUAACUUUGAAUGAAAAACUAUUUUAUCAAGUAGUGCCAAAUGAUCAAGGAUUCGAUAAUAAAUACGCUGGUAUAUUUCACUUUAGAUUUUGGCAGUAUGGCAGAUGGGUCGAUGUGGUUGUUGACGAUCGUUUACCUACUUAUCAUGGAAAGUUAAUAUUUCUUCAUUCAUCAACUGAAAAUGAAUUCUGGAGUGCUCUGUUGGAGAAAGCCUAUGCAAAGUAA